Molecule: messenger RNA, 732 nt
Organism: Talaromyces atroroseus
Lineage: Eukaryota; Fungi; Ascomycota; Eurotiomycetes; Eurotiales; Trichocomaceae
Exons: 4
Coding region: 1-732 (243 amino acids)
Biological process (GO): copper ion transmembrane transport
Cellular component (GO): membrane
Molecular function (GO): copper ion transmembrane transporter activity
Source: RefSeq, a predicted model, not a curated record
AUGGAUCAGAUAGCGUUGGCAAUGGCUUCAACAACGACAACAGCAGCUAUGACUGCGAUGACUUCAGCUUCCAGCAGAGCAACCGGGAUGGAUAUGGGUGGUAGUUGCAAGAUCUCUAUGCUUUGGAACUGGAACACUAUCGACGCAUGUUUCAUCGCGAGCUCAUGGCGAAUAACUUCUCACGGCAUGUUUGCCGGAUCCUGCAUUGGCGUCAUCCUCCUCGUCAUGUGUCUCGAGUUUCUUCGUCGACUGUCCAAAGAAUACGAUCGUUAUAUUUUGGAAUGCUUCAAACGUGAUAUCAGCAAGGAAGAUGGAUCGUCAUAUAAACGGACACAAGUACGAACGAUUGCGACCACGACAACGACAAGGACGAUGACGAACGGAAACAAUACUUGCGAUUCCAAUACCGAUGACAGCAUCAACAAUGGUUAUCAACAACAACAACACAAGCAUGAUGCAGCUAUUGCUAACACUGUGGCCGCCUCUGUUCCUGUUCCCGCUAUUAUUCCUCCUUCAAAUGUCCGAUUCCGUCCAACCCUAGUCCAACAAAGCAUUCGCGCACUGUUGCAUAUGGUUACCUUUGCGGUUGCGUAUUUCGUGAUGCUACUAGCAAUGUAUUAUAAUGGGUAUUUCAUUAUCUGUAUCUUUAUUGGCGCCUAUCUAGGAGCUUUUGCGUUUACAUGGGAAAGUAUCAAUAUUUCAACCGGCGUAGUCUCUGUUAUUUGUCACUAA